Messenger RNA from Neohortaea acidophila, 1214 nucleotides. RefSeq lists its product as uncharacterized. Bases 175 to 1041 code for a protein of 288 amino acids. The record is from RefSeq and is a predicted model, not a curated record. Lineage: Eukaryota; Fungi; Ascomycota; Dothideomycetes; Mycosphaerellales; Teratosphaeriaceae. The transcript is spliced from 2 exons.
GCAGAGGACCGUGAGGCCUGCAUCCUCCUCAGCUCGAUUCCAAAAACACAUUUCAGCUGAAACUAACUUCCUUUACAUGUAAUGUAACAUAUCCCCGAUAGCGUCAUAAGGCCUCGGCCGUGUUCGUUUCGUGCUGCCCAUUCUUCGUCUUAGUCCACAUUCCCUCGCGUCAAAAUGGCCGAGUCCCAGACCAAGUACUCAGAACCCGACUACGUCCAAAAGCAAGACAAAUCCCAGUGUCCCUUUUGGCGCGCUACGAUCGCGGAAAGGACCCCACCAGAGACCCAUGAGCUUCUCGAGACCUACAGCGGAAUUCCUCACAGCGAGCAUGACGACCACAUCCAUCGUACCCGCGAUCGCCUCUGGGAAAUCCGCCAAUAUCCUUGCACCGGCGGUGGAGGCUGGCUAAAGGCGCAGCUCUGCCUGUCCGCGGUCUAUCCGGAGGUGAUGGCUCGGGCCAAAGCCGGCGAGACCGUCGUCGAUAUCGGCACGUUCAUUGGCCACGAUCUGCGUCGCUUGGUGGUUGAUGGCGCGCCGUCUGACCAUCUCUGGGGCAUCGAUAUCGCCAACCACUUCGACGUCGGUUUCGAUUUCUUCCGCGACCGUGAACGCUGGCAGGGGAAGUUCAUCGAGGCCGAUUUUCUGACUGUCGAAACGAAUCCGACGCUCAAACCCCUGCGAGCCAACACCGACAUCGUUUUCAUUGCCUCCGUACUGCACCAAUGGGACUGGGUAGGGCAGGUGCGCGGCGCCACGGCGCUCACGCACUUCACGAAGCCGGGCUCGCUGAUAGCAGGCUUGCAGAUGGGCAAGCCGGUUGCCGGCGCCGUCGUGAUGCAAGGCCUGAAAGUCCCGUUGUACAUUCAAAACCCCGAGUCGUUUGCCAAGCUGUGGGAGGAGGUGGGUGCAUCGACGGGCACACGCUGGGAGACCCAGGCUUGGCCUCACCCGUGGGAAUGGAUUGGAAUUGACUCCGCCGAAAUGGCGUGGAUGGGGCCCGGGGUGCAGCUGUUGGAGUUUGCUGUACGCCGAGUGGCGUGAGACGGGCGGCGACUUCGCAAAGACUGUCACAAUCGUCUGUUCCCGUUUCCUACCUGUAUCCCCGAUGGACCAACCAGGGUCAGCAGGUAUUACGGUUCGCUGAUCACGCCAAAGUUGACGCAUAGAUUGUUCCUGAAGCACGUUAUAUUAUUGUAUGAACACGAAGUCUUCUC